Molecule: messenger RNA, 2585 nt
Organism: Talpa occidentalis (Iberian mole)
Lineage: Eukaryota; Metazoa; Chordata; Mammalia; Eulipotyphla; Talpidae
Gene: PIAS4
Product: protein inhibitor of activated STAT 4
Exons: 11
Coding region: 478-2013 (511 amino acids)
Biological process (GO): protein sumoylation; regulation of transcription by RNA polymerase II
Molecular function (GO): SUMO ligase activity; transcription coregulator activity; zinc ion binding
Source: RefSeq, a predicted model, not a curated record
UUAGCUGAGCUUGGCCCCCACCACCAUGGAGCCCUGACCCAUGUUCUUGGUCUGAAGUUCUUGCUAAUUCUUUCAUCUCAGUCUUUGGUCCUGGGCUUUGCCUUCUUCCUUCUCUUUCCCGAGGACAGGGCCUGUGAGGUUUUGGACUCCACUCGUGGGGACUCUGAAUCCAUGCUGGCAGGAUCAUACCCCAUGCCAGCUGUCUCUCCCCUAUUAUUUGGGCUUCCCACCAUAACUUCCAGAACCUCUGCUUUAGAUCCUUGUAUGUCUCCCUGAUAUGAUUUCUGAGCCUCUCCCCUUUUUUCCUGCCAAUCUCUUGUAUAUUGAUCCUUGGAGGGUUUCCUACUGAUUCCAGAGUAGGCUUCUUUGUUUCGGAUAGCUCCUGGUGCCUCUCCCCAAGUUCCAGUUUGGGGUUCAGUUCCUUGUCCUACAGAUGCUGUCCCCUGCGAGGGAUGUACUUUCUCCCAGGUUCCUUCCAUGCAGAACAUGGUGAUGAGUUUCCGAGUCUCCGAUCUUCAGAUGCUCCUGGGUUUCGUUGGUCGGAGUAAGAGCGGACUUAAGCACGAACUUGUCACCCGGGCCUUGCAGCUGGUCCAGUUUGACUGUAGCCCUGAGCUCUUCAAGAAGAUCAAGGAACUCUACGAAACACGCUACGCCAAGAAGAACUCGGAGCCCGUCCCUCAGCCCCACCGGCCCCUGGACCCCCUGACCAUGCACUCAACCUACGACCGGGCUGGCGCAGUGCCCAGGACUCCUCUCACAGGCCCCAAUAUUGACUACCCUGUCCUUUAUGGGAAGUACUUAAACGGACUCGGACGGUUGCCCACCAAGACCCUCAAGCCAGAAGUCCGCCUGGUGAAACUGCCCUUCUUUAACAUGCUGGACGAGCUGCUGAAGCCGACAGAGCUGGUUCCACAGAAUAACGAGAAGCUCCAAGAGAGCCCGUGCAUCUUUGCAUUGACACCGAGGCAGGUGGAGCUGAUCCGGAACUCCAGAGAACUGCAGCCCGGGAUCAAGGCCGUGCAGGUUGUCCUGAGAAUCUGCUACUCAGACACCAGCGGCCCUCAGGAGGACCAGUACCCACCCAAUAUCGCUGUGAAGGUCAACCACAGCUAUUGCUCGGUCCCGGGCUACUACCCGUCAAAUAAGCCUGGAGUGGAGCCCAAGAGGCCCUGCCGCCCCAUCAACCUCACCCACCUCAUGUACCUGUCCUCAGCCACCAACCGCAUCACUGUCACCUGGGGCAACUACGGCAAGAGUUACUCCGUGGCCUUGUACCUGGUACGGCAACUGACCUCCUCGGAGCUGUUGCAGAGGUUGAAAACCAUCGGGGUCAAGCAUCCGGAGCUGUGCAAGGCACUGGUCAAGGAGAAGCUGCGCCUGGACCCCGACAGUGAGAUUGCCACCACCGGCGUGCGCGUCUCCCUCAUCUGUCCACUGGUGAAGAUGCGGCUCUCGGUGCCCUGCCGGGCGGAGACCUGUGCCCACCUGCAGUGCUUCGACGCCGUCUUCUACCUCCAGAUGAACGAGAAGAAACCCACCUGGAUGUGCCCCGUGUGCGACAAGCCAGCUCCCUACGACCAGCUCAUCAUCGAUGGGCUGCUCUCCAAGAUUCUGAGUGAGUGUCAGGACGCCGACGAGAUUGAGUACCUGGUGGACGGCUCGUGGUGCCCGAUCCGCGCAGAGAAGGAGCGCAGCUGCAGCCCCCAGUGCCCCAUCCUCGUGCUUGGCCCCUCGGACGCCAACGGGCUCCCUCCCACCCCCAGCGUCAACGGCGGUGGUGGCAGCGGCGGCGGGGGCAGCGUGCUCGGGGGCGCCGGCGGCGGGGCGGGCGCGGCGGGGAGCGCGGAGAACGGGAAGCCGGGCGCCGACGUGGUGGACCUCACGCUGGACAGCUCCUCGUCCUCGGAGGAGGAAGAGGAGGAGGAGGACGAGGAGGAAGACGAGGACGAGGAGGGCCCCCGGCCCAAGCGCCGCUGCCCCUUCCAGAAGGGCCUGGUGUCAGCCUGCUGACCAAUCGCUGCCGCCACUGGCCGGACACUCGACUUUCCUGGUGCUCACCCACCGGAGGGGCGCAGGCAGGCCUUGGGGAACAGAGGGAGGAGUGAUUUUUUUUUUUUUCCUUUUUAUUGUUCAUUUUGUUUUUCCACCCCUUUCCCUGGCUCCUGGCACCUGUACCUCUGGACUCUCCCGGCAGAGGGUUUAAAAAAGUAAAAUGACAAAAAAAAAAAAAAGAAAAGAAAUCCUGCAAAAAAAAAUUCAGACUCUUAAAAACAAGGCAGGCCGCCCCCACAGCCGCUUCCCCAGCUGGAGGCCGAGCCUCAGGACCCAGCUGACCCUGGGGCUGGGCGGGCGGGGCCCAGGAAGCGGCGCCCUCGGGGCGCCUCAGCCCCACCUUCCAGCGACCACUGCAGCCUGAGGGGUGGUGGCGGGCGGGGCCCUCCCUGAGACCACCGACCACCAUCGCGACCCCCGUCUGUUCCCUUGCUUUUCUCUUCUCUGUGAGCACGUCCUCUCGCAGAGCCCCGGCGCCUGCCGCCGAGCGGCGAGCAGCAAGCGUUCUCGCCAAGAAGCCAUGGAGUGGG